Messenger RNA from Pistacia vera, 528 nucleotides. RefSeq names its product probable LRR receptor-like serine/threonine-protein kinase At1g53430. Lineage: Eukaryota; Viridiplantae; Streptophyta; Magnoliopsida; Sapindales; Anacardiaceae. Gene Ontology annotation, biological process: protein phosphorylation. The coding region runs from base 1 to 528 and encodes 175 amino acids. The record is from RefSeq and is a predicted model, not a curated record. The transcript is spliced from 2 exons. Gene Ontology annotation, molecular function: ATP binding; protein kinase activity.
AUGGCACCAGAAUAUGCAAUGAGGGGUUAUUUGACUGAUAAAGCAGAUGUGUACAGCUUUGGGGUUGUUGCUUUGGAGAUUGUCAGUGGGAAGAGCAACACUAAUUAUAGGCCAAAGGAGGAGUUCGUUUAUCUUCUCGAUUGGGCAUUGGUUCUGCAAGAGCAAGGAAACCUUCUUGAACUUGUGGAUCCAACUCUUGGUACAAAGUUCUCCAAAAAAGAGGCAAUGACCAUGCUUAACAUUGCUCUUUUAUGCACCAACUCAUCUCCCACUCUCAGGCCACCCAUGUCUUCUGUAGUUAGUAUGCUAGAAGGCAAAAGUGCAGUCCAGGCACCGAUUAUUAAGCGCAAGACUGACAGCCAGGAUGCGAGGUUCAAAGCAUUUGAGAUACUAUCACAGGACAGCCAAACCCGCGUCACAACCUUCUCUCAUGAUAGUCGCGAAGGACCUUGGGCAGAUUCCUCGACUUCUGUCCAAACCACGGACGUGUCUGUACAGGAUUCUUCAUCAAGAAAGCUUCUUGAGUAA